Messenger RNA from Brassica napus (rape), 979 nucleotides. RefSeq lists its product as uncharacterized. The record is from RefSeq and is a predicted model, not a curated record. The coding region runs from base 224 to 778 and encodes 184 amino acids. NCBI's taxonomy places the organism in Eukaryota, Viridiplantae, Streptophyta, Magnoliopsida, Brassicales, Brassicaceae. The transcript has a single exon.
UCGGCAAUGGAAGGUCCUCAAGCUUCUGGUUUGACGCUUGGUCUCCCAUGGGCCAGCUGAUCGAGCACAUAGGCCAGUCUGGUCCAAGAUCGCUGAGAAUAAGAAAGAAUUCCGUGGUGGCGGACGCAAUCAAUGGAUCCACUUGGAGACUCUCUCUCACCCAAGAUCUCAAAAGAAAGUUGAACUUCAUACUUACCUCACUACUAUUAUUUUGCCUUUACCUAUGAAUGUGAAUGAUGAGUAUGAAUGGAUUGCUGGUGAUUCUCAGUUGCGUAUUUUCAGGUCUGCCACCACUUGGGAGGUGCUGAGACCGCGAGAGGAUGUUAAAGACUGGGUGGACGAUGUCUGGUUCAAAGGAUGCAUUCCGAAGCACGCGUUCACUAUGUGGGUUGCUAAUUAUGAUAGACUGCCGACGAGGUCAAGACUGGUUGCUUGGGGAGUCCCUAUCUCGCCUUUGUGUCCAUUGUGCUCUACCUAUGAUGAAACAAGAGACCACCUGAUGAUAUCCUGCAACUACAGCAGGGAAGUCUGGCGCGAGGUCCUCCACAGAUGUCAACCUCCGUCAACAAUGUUUACAACCUGGGCUGAGCUUCUGUCUUGGAUACGAUCUUCACAAUCAAAAAGGCUUACACUAUUGAGAAAGUUGGCGGUGCAAACAGUCAUCUUUCAUUUGUGGAAGCAAAGGAACAAUUUGGUGCAUAAUCAGUCAACUAUACCGGCUUCUACAGUGUUCUACGGUAUUGACAAAGAGCUUCGAAACAUCAUUUCAGCGAGGUGAGUUAGAAAGAGAUUCAGUGACCUUAUGGUGAUGUGGUUGAGAUAGGUUCUCAUAGGUUAUAAAUUCAGUGCUCCAUCUUGUUUUUUGUUAUUUUUUGCCAAGAUGGUUUAAAAACUAAGAUCAUCUCUUGUAGAAUCUUUUAUUUAUUUAUAUGAUAUUUACAAUUUAGAAAAAAAAAAAAAACAUUAAAUAAUAUAGUCG